Molecule: messenger RNA, 2342 nt
Organism: Medicago truncatula (barrel medic)
Lineage: Eukaryota; Viridiplantae; Streptophyta; Magnoliopsida; Fabales; Fabaceae
Product: phosphatidylinositol/phosphatidylcholine transfer protein SFH3
Exons: 14
Coding region: 249-1958 (569 amino acids)
Source: RefSeq, a predicted model, not a curated record
CAAACCAACCUGGCUGACUUUACCAUUUUGACCUUACCAUCAAUCACAUCAUAGCCGCAUUUGUUUGAGAUUUAUUCGGAUGAUAUAUUUGCAUUUUUGUCUUCCUUUUCAAACCCCUAGCUACAUUCUUGUGUCAAAGGUGCACAUAAACCUCAAUUGUGGGGAUUUGAUGUAUGCUAGAGCUUGAUUUUCUCCUGCCUAAGGGCUGUAUUUGAUCAUUCGAGUUAUCUUGCAAUAUUCGAUCAAUCAUGUGUGAUGUUAUGCCCGCACCUCUUGACCGACCUGUCAAAAUUGGUCAUGAGAUGGAACAUUCUGAGGAUGAAAAAAAGAAAAAAGUUGGGUCUAUAAAGAAGGUGGCAUUGAGUGCCUCGAGCAAGUUCAAAAAUUCAUUCACCAAGAAGGGGAGGAAGCACAGCAGAGUUAUGUCUAUCUGUAUUGAGGAUAGUUUUGAUGCAGAAGAGUUACAGGCAGUUGAUGCUCUUCGACAAACACUUAUCUUGGAAGAGCUCUUACCCUCAAAGCAUGAUGAUCCUCAUAUGAUGCUAAGAUUUUUGAGGGCAAGAAAGUAUGACAUAGAGAAAACAAAACAAAUGUGGACAGAUAUGCUUAAGUGGAGGAAGGAAUUUGGUGCUGACACUAUCAUGGAGGAUUUUGAAUUCGAGGAACUAGAUGAAGUUCUAAAAUGCUAUCCACAAGGACAUCAUGGAGUUGAUAAGGAUGGAAGACCUGUUUACAUUGAAAGAUUGGGUCAAGUUGAUUGUAACAAGUUGUUGCAAGUAACCUCAGUGGAACGUUAUCUCAAGUACCAUGUACGAGAGUUUGAGAGGGCUUUUGCUGUUAAGUUGCCUGCAUGUUCAAUUGCAGCAAAGAAGCAUAUUGACCAAAGCACAACUAUUUUGGAUGUGCAAGGAGUGGGUCUUAGAAGUAUGAACAAAGCUGCAAGGGAUCUCCUCCAAAGGCUUCAGAAGAUUGAUGGUGACAACUAUCCUGAGUCCCUGAACCGUAUGUUCAUCAUCAAUGCUGGUUCUGGAUUUAGGCUAUUGUGGAACACUGUAAAGUCAUUCCUAGAUCCCAAGACCACCUCAAAAAUCCAUGUCCUAGGUAACAAAUACCAGAGCAAGUUGCUUGAAGUAAUUGAUGCCAGUGAACUUCCGGAGUUCUUGGGUGGUACUUGUACUUGUGCUGAUAAAGGUGGCUGCAUGCUAUCUGACAAGGGUCCAUGGAAUGAUCCAGAGAUCUUGAAGAUGGCUCAAAAUGGUGUUGGCAGAUACACAAUAAAAGCUUUAUCCGGGGUUGAGGAGAAAACAAUCAAACAAGAAGAAACUGCAUAUCAGAAGGGAUUCAAAGAUUCAUUUCCAGAGACACUUGAUGUUCAUUGUUUGGAUCAACCCAAAUCCUAUGGUGUUUAUCAGUAUGAUUCCUUUGUUCCAGUACUUGACAAAGCAGUUGAUUCUUCGUGGAAGAAAACAAUCCAAAACGACAAAUACGCGCUUUCGAAAGAUUGUUUCUCCAACAAUAAUGGAAUGAAUUCUAGUGGAUUUAGCAAACAAUUUGUUGGUGGAAUAAUGGCACUUGUUAUGGGAAUUGUGACCAUAAUUCGCAUGACAAGUAGCAUGCCAAGGAAAAUCACAGAAGCAGCACUUUAUGGUGGCAACUCAGUGUAUUAUGAUGGCUCCAUGAUAAAAGCAGCUGCAAUUUCAAACAAUGAGUAUAUGGCCAUGAUGAAGCGCAUGGCUGAACUUGAAGAGAAAGUCACUGUUCUCAGUGUUAAGCCUGUCAUGCCUCCAGAAAAAGAGGAAAUGCUUAAUAAUGCUCUAACCAGAGUCAGUACUCUUGAACAGGAGUUGGGUGCAACCAAAAAGGCACUAGAAGAUGCCCUUACUAGACAAGUGGAACUUGAAGGUCAAAUUGACAAGAAGAAAAAGAAGAAGAAGAAGUUGUUCCGCUUCCACUGGUGAAGUGAUAAUUGCGUUUGUUACGUGACCUUCAAAAACAAGGAGUUGUAAAGUUGGAGGCUUUCUAUAUUACAUGCCCUGCAGCAUUCACCUAUCUUCUAAAGAGAGUAUUGUUAUUGUUAUUCCUUUAAAAAAAAAAACUAAUAAAGUUUGCCAUCUUUUGACAAUUGUGUACAUUAUUGAGUCUCAAACUCAUUGAGUAACAUUUGGGUUUCAUAAUAUUAUUGUAACCCCUUGGCCUCUGCGCAAUCUUCAAACUUAAUGUAAAAGAUGUUUCUCCAUGUACAUUAUGCAAUCUAAGUACUACUUCCAUAUAAGCAUAUGUGUAUUUCUCUUGAGGUCACUUGGUUGUAAGACGUGGUUUUCAUAAUUUGACUAUUUACGGAA